AUGAGCGACACGAGCGGAUCGGGCAAGAGUCCGGCGCCCAAGGCUAAGCCAGAAGGCAGCAAGUUGCUGGAUGAAGGGUCCAAGGCCGUUUUCUUUGACUUGGAGAAUGAAGAUGAGAAACAGAACGACUUCGAUAGAAUCACAAAGCGAUACAACGCCCUGGAGUCGGACUUUGAGGCCAUGGUGCUGGAGAAGGAGGUCCAGAUACAUGAGCUGAAGGUCUCGCUCGAACUGGCCCAGAAUCGAUGCCAGCAGCUGGAGCCGGAGAACCUGAAUAGCCACAUGGAGGAGACCCUGGCUGAGCUCAGUUCCCUCGAUGAUCUGUUGCUCAAGAAUAAUAUGUCUCGCGUGGGCCUCAGUCGCGCCGAUCGCAUUGGCGAACUCAAUGAGGAGCUGCCUCGGGCCAUGGGCAGUCCCCAAAGCCUGACAGAUGAUCUGCAAAAGCUACUGGAAGAGCGGAACAAGGAGCUGCUCCUGCUGCGUGAGCAGGAGCAGGAGGCACUACGUACUGUGACCACAUUGACUGAACGGGAUGCGCUGCGCAAUCGCCGCCAGAAGGCCGACAGCCAGCUGAAGAGCAUUCAACUGGACAUGCUGCAAUUGAGCGAGGAAAACAAGCAUCUCAAACAGGAAUGUGAUCGGCUGAAGGAGGACAACUGGCGCAUGUCCACGAAGCGGGAGACAGCGGAUGCGCUGCGCCUGGAGCUGGAUCGGCACCAAGGCCUCUUGGUGGCUGCCCAAACGGAGGUGGAUCGACUGACCCAGCUGCACUCAGAGACCUCACACGAGAAGGAUGUGCUCAGCUACGAGCUGCAGGAGCAGCGCGAACAAAUCGCCAAGCUCGAGCAAAGUCUACAGAGCGUAGAGUUCAAUGCAGAGCAGCAGGCCAAAAGGCUGGCGUCGGGAGAAGAAGAGUCUGCAGAGCGAGCUGCAGCAGUUGCAGAGCGAGCUGCAGCAGUUGCAGGCGAAAUGCUGCAGAAGAGCAACAAGAGGCAGGCGAAAAUCCUAAAGGAACAGGAGCUGCAGCUCACGCUGCAGAGCCCCUGCGCUCGCACCCCAGCUAUGGACAUUUCCACCACGCAGCAGAGUCUGCUCAUGGCGCUCAAGGAGAAUGCCGAGCAAUUCAAGGAGUUUAUCAAUCAGCAGGAAAAGCAGGACACCAGUAUUGAUGCCACGCCCACCCAUUCGAACAUGAAACAUUUUGGUUAA
Drosophila obscura is the source of this 1209-nucleotide messenger RNA. RefSeq names its product 227 kDa spindle- and centromere-associated protein-like. The record is from RefSeq and is a predicted model, not a curated record. Lineage: Eukaryota; Metazoa; Arthropoda; Insecta; Diptera; Drosophilidae. The coding region runs from base 1 to 1209 and encodes 402 amino acids. The transcript is spliced from 4 exons.